AUGGACGCGCGUCGUAGCUCACGCGCCGUCAUUGACCCUAAAAUUCGCAUGGUCGGUUUCUUCGCUCCACCCGCUCCGAUUCCGUUCGAGUUCUCUCCUUCCGGUAAUUCACUCUCUCCGGUUAUGAUCCCUCCGCCGCUUCAUUCAUCGGAGAAUCUCGAACUACAUUCUCAAUCUCAACCUUCCGUCACUUCAACUUCCCGGGAUGAAACUAUUGCCGUCUCCAGGGGCCAGAAUAGCUGCUCCGAAGAGAUAUUUCCUGCUCCGAUGUCUCUCUCUCCGUCUCCGGUGGCUUCUACCUUACCUCGCUGUGGCGGAAUUCCGAUGUGCAAUUUGACUACGGUUUCUGUGGUCAAUGCUGAUUCGUUUGCCAUUGACGAAAGAGAGAAGCCAAUCAAAGGAGGAGGAUCUGCAGUGGAAGUUAAAGACGAAGCUGUGAAUUCAAAACAGAAGAAAGACAAAUCCUCAAAAGCUGAAAGAAGAGCUCUUCAAGAAGCAAAGGAUGCGGCAAAGGCUGCUACAAAAGCUGAAGGAAAUACGGCAUCUAGAACUGCAACUUCAGCGAAUGUAAAAUCAGCUAAAGCUGCAAAGCCCCCACACAAAGAUGUUAAUACUUCAGCUGUGGCUUCUGAGAAAAAGGGAGGUGAUCGGUCAUCAGAGAAGGAUAGGAAAAAAGAUGUUCCUCACCCACGCAUGCAGUAUGAUGAUAAGAGCAGAGUGGAGAAAGCUAAACGACGUGCUGUGGUAAACCAAACUGAAUCCAGGAACAGAGUUGAACUAUUCAGACAUUUGCCACAGUAUGAACAUGGGAGUCAGCUUCCUGAUCUUGAGGCAAAGUUUUUCCAGCUUGGUCCUGUGCAUCCUUCAGUUUAUAAGGUGGGUUUGCAGUAUCUCUCUGGAGAUAUUUCUGGUGGCAAUGCUCGUUGUAUUGCUAUGCUUCAAGCAUUCCAGGAUGCAAUCAAAGACUACACAGUUCCACGUGGGAAGACUCUAGUGAGAGACUUGACAGCAAAAAUAAGUAGCUAUGUUUCAUUCCUUAUUGAGUGUCGACCUCUUUCAGUCAGUAUGGGAAAUGCAAUUAGAUUUCUCAAAAGUCGAAUUUCACAGCUGCCUCGGACACAGUCUGAGUCAGAAUCCAAAACUUCUCUUCAAUCAGAUAUUGAGCGUUUUAUAUAUGAGAAGAUUAUACUUGCUGACAAGAUGAUAGUAGAGCUUGCAGUCACAAAAAUAAGAGAUGGCGAUGUUCUUCUUACUUAUGGGUCAUCGUCAGCAGUUGAAAUGAUACUGUUACAUGCACAUAAAUUAGGGAAACAGUUUCGAGUUGUAGUAGUAGAUUCUCGUCCAAGUCAUAGAGGGAAAAUUUUGCUUCGGAGACUAGUGGAGGAAGGUCUUAGUUGUACAUACACUCAUAUCAAUGCUGUUUCCUACAUAAUGCAUGAGGUUACUCGAGUUUUUCUGGGUGCUUCAUCAGUGUUGUCUAAUGGAACAGUAUAUUCAGGAGUUGGGACUGCAUGUGUUGCAAUGGUUGCUCAUGCAUUCCAUGUCCCUGUUAUAGUUUGUUGUGAAGCUUUUAAAUUUCAUGAAAGGGUACAGCUUGACUCAAUAUGCUCAAAUGAACUUGGUGAUCCAGAUGUCGUUUCAAAGGUUUCGGGUAGACAGGAUGUUAACCACUUAGAUGCUUGGUCCAAUACUGAAAAUCUGCAACUUCUAAAUCUGGUCUACGAUGCAACGCCUUCAGAUUAUGUUUCAAUGAUUGUCACCGAUUAUGGCAUGAUCCCCCCUACAAGUGUUCCUGUCGUUGUACGGGAAUAUAACAGAGAACAUGUAUGGACAUAA
Vicia faba (fava bean) is the source of this 1836-nucleotide messenger RNA. Lineage: Eukaryota; Viridiplantae; Streptophyta; Magnoliopsida; Fabales; Fabaceae. The record is from the annotation of a GenBank genome assembly.